AUGAAGGAUUAUUGCCUGUCGCAAUUUGCAUAGAUUUAAAAUUCAAAGUUUUAAUAAAUAGAAGAAUAUUAUAAAUUAUUAUUUUUAAUUUUUUACUAUAAUUAAAGGAAUUCUUCACAAUAGUUUGAAAAUGAGUUAGAAUUUUAUGCAUUUUUAUUAAUUAUCUUGUUUAUAAGAUUACAAUUUGAAGUGUAUUUAGAUAAGAUUUUUAGAAUUUCUCUUAUUACUCUAUGAUAUUUGUCAUUAACAGUUAGAAUAGUAGUUCUUCUUAAAUAAUAUAUAUUGGAUCUCCAUAUACUAGGUAGUAUUUUGUAUAGAUGAUGCAUAAGUAAAGAGAUAUUUUAAUUUUUAAAGGAUCAAAAAAUUAAGAUCUUAGUAUCUUGGAUAUAAGUUCUGGAAUAUUAAAUGAUUCUUAAUUUGUUGAAACUAUGAAACUUGUUAGUGAAUGA
This is a messenger RNA of Paramecium pentaurelia, 449 nucleotides long. The record is from the annotation of a GenBank genome assembly. NCBI's taxonomy places the organism in Eukaryota, Ciliophora, Oligohymenophorea, Peniculida, Parameciidae.